AUGGCCGCAGUGCCGGUGGAGACCAGUAACGACGUCAAGGCCGCUUACAAGAAGGGCCUUACCGAGGACGUCUCUGGGAACCACCAAACUGCGCUGGCGAACUUUGGGAAGGCGAAAUGCCUUUCAGGCAGCAACCCUGCAUUUCAGAAGAAAUGCGAAAGCGGCGUCCGCAAGGCUUUGCGACAUCUCAAGGAACAGGAUGGGCUGUACCAGCUGCGAGAGAUGUUCAAGGCGGAUGCUGCUGCGCUGCUGAGCCGAAAUGGGGACGCACCGCCGCUGGCCGUGGCAGGCUUCUGCAGUCGUGUGGAGAAGGCACCUGUCGGCCGCGGGCUACUGGUUCGCGAACGGGCACAGAUUGGUGAGCUGCUCUUUGUCGAGAAAGCUUUCAUACUGGGAAGCCAUCAGGCGCUCCUUGGAGCCGCCCUGAAGAAACUGCAGAGCUGCCCAAAGAUGGAUUUCGAUCAGUUCAUGAAUCUGGUCAACGGCGAGGAGGAGGAGGUUGUGUCGCCUGCAGGAUCAUCAAUCACAAUAGCCUGCCCGGAAGAUGAAGGAGAUCGCACGGUGGAUGAAGACAAGGUGCAGAGGAUCCUGCAGCUGAAUGCUCGAAGCCGCAUCACCCUGAGCAAGACGGGUGAGAUCGAGGAGAAGCUCUGGGGACUUUGGCCUCUGGCAGCCUCCAUGAACCAUUCCUGCAGGCCGAACGCAAACUUCACUUUCGUCGGCGAUGUUCUGAUCUGCCGCGCCGCGCGAGACCUGGAGAUGGGCGACGAGAUCUGCUGCAACUUUGUCCGCGUAGACCGUCCGGCCAUGCUCCGUCAGCGAGAGCUCCAAAGUGAGUACAACUUCUCCUGCACCUGUGCGCGGUGCAUCCUGGAGAAGGCCUUUCUGCCGGACUCAAAGGCACAAGAGUUCAUGGACAAGAUCAAGAAGCUCAGCCGGGCCCCUCGUCGACGUGACCGUGAAGCCCUCGAGGCAUGGGCGGGCUCUUGGUCCUUCCUCUAUCGAGAGAUAGAGUACGACGUGUCAUUGGCAAUCAAGAGGAAUGGCAAGACUUUGGACGAGGACCUCAGCUUAGUUGCAGCAAGCGAUGAACUCUUCGAGCGAUGCUGGACCGCCGACCACGAGGCGCUUCGCGAGCUGCGCGUUAAGGAGCAGGAGGAGAUGCGACAAAACAUUGCGCGCCGGCAAGGACAAGAGUCUGGAAAACCUGUCAACUAUGCAGGACCAGGACGUGUAGAUGUUUAUGCAGAGCAGCUGCAGCAUCUACUUUGCACUUCCUUCCUCUCUGUUGCAGCAGAGUCGGCCCGUCUCUGGGUAAAGGUCGGAGUCCCUAGCAACAGUGCUCGCGACAGCCGCUGGAUCUGCCAGCAGCUCGAAGAGACCGCGCCAGCUAGUUCGUCUCACGCAUUCUGGGCUGCGGAGUGUGCCACCCAGACAUGGAGAGCGUUCUUGAAGAAGGAAGAGGCUGCCCUGAUAUUUGCGCAACAACAUCCCGAUACGCACAGACCGCCACUCACGCCUGAAGUGGAGCAAUCCGCCGUUUACGCCCGAAUCACGUUCGGCCGGUGCUACGGAGAGCAGUUGUGGCUGGCACAGGCCAAGGCUUUGGGUUGGCCCAUGGAGCUUUGUGCCGGGGCUCUGCAGCGCCCAGCACCUGCAAUACCCCGGCCACCACCGGAAAGCAGGAAAGCGAGCCCACCGAAGGGACGGAUCAAGAUCUAUAAGAAGGGCUCCAGGAGGUGGGAGGACUACCUGAGGCCGAAGUUGAAAGAGAAGUUGGAGCCUCGCCCAGUGGUCGUGGACCUGAAAGACGAGUCCCCCGAUUUGUGCUCUUUGCUCUCGGCGCUGGUGAAAGGAGACGGAGCGAUCUCCAGUGGGAGCCCUUAA
Messenger RNA from Symbiodinium necroappetens, 1887 nucleotides. The record is from the annotation of a GenBank genome assembly. Lineage: Eukaryota; Dinophyceae; Suessiales; Symbiodiniaceae.